AUGGAAAAUCACAGCAUGAUCAACACGACCUUCCCCGUAGAUCUACCAGAGCUGGCGGAGCUUACGCUCACAACCAAGGAGUUCGAGCGAUACAUUACAGCUCUGUUCCCAAGCACAUUCGAUCUCCCAGUGCAUAUAAAGGACGUAGAGUCUACUUCUACCAAACCUCUACAAGCGGAGAAUACAGCGGAGACUUCUCGAUUUAUGGACGGCCUAAGCAGCUCCGCCGUACCAUCCCUCGACAAGCAUGACGGCAAGAUGCCCACGGAGAAUCGCGACGUCGCACAUGCCGACUCUGGAAGUGCUUUAGUCGACCUGUUCCACGAACUCGAAGACGUGGUCUCUGGUGAUCGGAUGAAGCAGCUGCUCGAUACUGCGUGGAAGGUUGACGCUACCGCCACUCUCAAAAUCAUCUGGAAUGCUCGUUCCAUCCAUCUAGGCAAAUCUAGCCGUAACACUUUCUACCGUGCCGUUGGCUGGCUCGCUGAGAAUCAUCCUCACACUUUACUCGGCAGCCUGCCUUGGCUCGUGCGUCCUCUCAUUCAGAAGAAGGCUCCCAAGCCGGAGAAGGAUGCAGCCAGCAAGGGUGAGGCGAGCGAACUCGUCCCUGCUGAUGAUGAUGCGGAUGAGUUCGAGAUGGUCGAGGUCGAGCUGGACGGUCAGCCAAGCACUAAGAAGGUAAAAUUGGAUACACCCGAAGCGAUUGCAGGCCUGGAGGAAUUCGACGUCAAGUACGGCGUAGCUCACGGCUACUGGAAAGAUCUGCUCAACAUUCUCGCUCUCGCUGCCAACGACCAGCUGAAAGUCAAUGGAGACCCUCGCAGUGUAUUCAACGUGCCAAAGCCGACUGGCAAGCCUCACACUCGCGACUGGACCAAAGGCAAGAGGAAGAUCCAAACCGCCGAGCGUCACGAACGUGUCAUUGAGAAGCUCACAAACGAUCUUUUCUACAAAGCUCUACACCUCACCAUCGCUCGCCUCUUCGCCAAUCAAUUGAAAGCGGACUUAGCUCGUCUCGAAUCCAACAACAAGUCCGAUCGCAAACUCAUCACACUUGCUGGUAAAUGGGCUCCCAGCAACAAAGGCAUGCACGACCAGUAUACCUGUAUCGCGACAUCCAUUGCAGAGCUGCUCUAUCCAUUCGACACCCUCUGUUCCGAUCUCACCGUCGACCCUGGUGAUCGUACACUCUAUCUCAAGCACGCGAGACGGGCUUACCAGGUCAAAACGCUCUCCGUACUGCGCAAACACCUAGACAUUGUCGAGACGAAGCUCACAAACAAGACGUACGAAGCCAUCAAGUACGACCGUAUCCCCUCCUUGGCGAUGAAGCAAUACACCCCCCUCUUCGCAGAGAAAGACUUCGAUCGCUUCGACAAAUACCUCGACAGCGUCGCAGAAGGCAAAUCGAGCAUCUCGGGCGCCACUCUGCUCCCCUCUACACUCGUGUCGGGCGUCGGGAAGGCAGCCCUGCCUACUAUUCAACGAGGGGCAGGAACCAACGCCAAAACCAUGGUGGAAGAGAAGAUGCGCAAUAUCCGGAUGAAAUCCACGAACGGACAAUGGAAGGCGCUAGUCCAGCGCAUCAAAGACAACGGCACACUCGAGAGCUCGAUCGCGGUCUGCGACGUCUCUGGCUCCAUGACCUUUCCCCAAUUCCCCGAUCGUACUUGCCCCAUGGACUCCGCAAUCGGCCUCUCCCUUCUCAUCGCCGAAGUGACCGCACAGCCCUUUGGCGGCCACUUCAUCACCUUCUCAGCUGCGCCGCAGGUGUUGAAGGUGGGAGGCAGCACCGACAAUCGCACAUUCGAGGAGAAAGUCCAGUACAUCCAAUCCAGCGACUGGGGCAUGAAUACGGACUUCGUCGCCGUCUUCGAGAGACUCAUCCUGCCCAUGGCAAUCGAGAAGAAGCUUACGCAAGAAGAAAUGGUGAAGCAGGUCUUUGUGUUCAGCGACAUGCAGUUCGAUGCGGCCGACACCACCACGUCUCGCUGGAGCACUUCGUACGAGCGGAUUCAGAAAAAGUACAAAGAGGCCGGGUACGAGAUGCCGAAGCUCAUCUUCUGGAACCUGGCAGGCGGACGCGCAGGAUACCAAAAUACCGGCACGUCGGGUAGUGACAGCAAGGAUACAGCGCCGAAACCCGUGACAGCUGCGGAGGAGAACACGGCGUUGGUAUCUGGGUAUAGUCAGGGUCAACUGAAGAUGUUUUUGGAUAAUGGGCAGUUCAAGGAUGCCGAGGACGAAGAGGUGAUUGAGGAUGAAGAGGGGGAGGAUGGGGAUGAAGUAGUGGUUGGGAAGACGGUAAAGAAAGCGAGGCAGGAUCCGUUGGCUAUGGUGAGGAAGGCGAUUAGUCAUGAGGCUUACCGCAUGCUGAAGGUGAUGGAUUGA
Molecule: messenger RNA, 2391 nt
Organism: Recurvomyces mirabilis
Lineage: Eukaryota; Fungi; Ascomycota; Dothideomycetes; Mycosphaerellales; Teratosphaeriaceae
Exons: 1
Coding region: 1-2391 (796 amino acids)
Source: RefSeq, a predicted model, not a curated record